AUGAACCCAAUGGCCCUUGUUCUGUUGACUAUUCUGAUGAUUACAAAGCCAGCUAGCACUAUGUCUACCAAAAAAAUGAAUAUGAUCCACGAUACUGCCGAUGAGGUGAUUGUUAGAGAAGACCCUGUAUGGCAUAGGAAAGUGGUGUUCAUUCCAACCCCACGUCAUAAGUAUCGAUUACAUAUGAUGGCAGGAAAGCUUCGCAACCCAGAAAAUAUGGAAUAUGUUGAUGAUGAAGAUUUGUUCUGGGAAACCAGGGAACAGGCGGAAGCGGCGCAACGACUGACGAAAAUUACUGGUGCGAAAUAG
This is a messenger RNA of Strongylus vulgaris, 309 nucleotides long. The record is from the annotation of a GenBank genome assembly. Lineage: Eukaryota; Metazoa; Nematoda; Chromadorea; Rhabditida; Strongylidae.